AUGGAGGGUAUCCCUGCCUCCAGCGUCCUCUCCCCCUCAUCACUCCCUACAUGCGGCCAGUGCAGGGCGUGGCGGCCAGUGCAGGGCGUGGCGGCCAGUGCAGGGCGUGGCGGCCAGUGCAGGGCGUGGCGGCCAGUGCAGGGCGUGGCGGCCAGUGCAGGGCGUGGCGGCCAGUGCAGGGCGUGGCGGCCAGUCAUCGCCGCUUGUGCUGUCCUCCACAACAUCUGCCUUGGGGUCGGAGAUGUUGUGGCCCCAGAAGACUGCCCUGAGGACAGCCCAGAAGACUGCCCAGAGGACUGCCCAGAGGACUGCCCAGAAGACUGCCCAGAGGACUGCCCAGAGGACUGCCCCGAGGACAGCCCGGGGGACAGCCCCGACGAGGACACCGUCUCUGCAGUGCAGUGGAGAGACCUUCUGUCUGCUGAGGUGUCUGCCCUGGAGGAGUGA
Messenger RNA from Knipowitschia caucasica, 447 nucleotides. The record is from the annotation of a GenBank genome assembly. Lineage: Eukaryota; Metazoa; Chordata; Actinopteri; Gobiiformes; Gobiidae.